UUGUUUCUUUUGAGCUCACAAUUUUGUUGAGAGAAAUGGGUGCCAAUCAUUCCUCCUCAUCAUCAUCAACUUGGCCAGAAUCAUAUGGAUCAACAACAAAGAAGCCUCUUGUUAUUGCCUUCCAUUCUUCUAUGAAUUGGAGGAUUCAUUUUGAUGCCUCAAAGCAAACAAAGCAACUGAUGGUAAUCGACUUCACAGCUACAUGGUGUGGACCUUGCAAGUACAUGGAGCCUAUCGUCCACGAGUUUGCUGCUCAAUACAGUGACGUUGAAUUUGUUAAGAUCGAUGUCGAUGAAUUGGGGGAUGUGGCUCAAGACUUUGGGGUAGAGUCAAUGCCAACGUUUGUGUUGGUGAAGAAAGGCAAAGUGGUGGAAAAGAUUAUUGGGGCAGAUAGGGAACAACUCCAGAAGAAAAUCCAGAAGCAUAGAUACUAAUUAACUCAUAACUCAUAAUUUGCCAAACAUUAUUCAAUUGUGUGUUUUAAUUUUGUUGAAGAAAUAAUAAUAUUUAGGUCAAACAAAAUGGUAAUGUAAUAUUAGGCUGGAGCCUAGAGGAGCUGAAAUAGUCUCUUGAUCUCUAAUAAUGAUCACUUCUUUUUAUUUCUUGUCUU
Molecule: messenger RNA, 610 nt
Organism: Ipomoea nil (Japanese morning glory)
Lineage: Eukaryota; Viridiplantae; Streptophyta; Magnoliopsida; Solanales; Convolvulaceae
Product: thioredoxin H2-like
Exons: 4
Coding region: 36-434 (132 amino acids)
Molecular function (GO): protein-disulfide reductase activity
Source: RefSeq, a predicted model, not a curated record